AUGGAGGAAAAAGGACAACAUAAAAUAAACGAACACACAGGGCAAGCAAGAGCUCAAAAAUCAAUCUUGAGAGCAUUUUCAUUCAUUUCAAUUGUAAUAUUUAUAUAUGUCCUGUUGAGAUCUAAGUUCUUUCUAUCAGACAAUGAGAAAUAUGAAAGUAAAAGCGACCUUUUGACUAGCGUAUGUCCUUACGCAGAGAUUGUGAGACCUAUAUCAUAUUAUCAGGAUAAUAAGACCUUAAUCAAAAUUUUAAAUGACGAAGAAUUUAGAAAAGCAUCGGCCAAGAAGCUCUCAGGAGCAGUUAGAAUAAAAACUGAUGUGUUCGAUGAUAGUCCACUCGUCGAAGAUGACCCCAAUUUUUGGGAAAAGAAGUUUUCCCCCUUUUACGAAUUUCUUGCAAACUCUUUUCCGCUCUUAUGGCAACAUGCUACAGUUGAGAGAGUCAAUGAAUGGGGUUUGGUUAUUACCUGGAAAGGUGAGGACGAAUCCUCGGAACCAAUUCUUUUAGCAGCACAUCAGGAUGUUGUCCCAACCCAAGAUGCCACCAUCAAAGAUUGGACUUAUCCUCCUUACGAAGGUGUUUAUGAUGGUAAAUCAUUAUGGGGCCGUGGAUCUGCUGACUGCAAAAACUUGUUGAUUGGAUUGUUAGAGGCUGCAGAAGAGUUAAUCAAAGAUGGAUUUAAGCCUAAGAGAACCAUUAUAUAUGGUUUUGGUUUUGAUGAAGAAAUUGGUGGAGAACGAGGAGCUAAAUCGAUUGGAAAUUUUCUUCUGGAAAGGUAUGGGAAGAAUUCUUUCUAUGCAGUUAUCGAUGAAGGUGGUCAAAGUAUUGUCGAACAAGAAGGAGUCGUUCUUGCCUUGCCUGGUACUGGUGAAAAGGGUUUGUUAAAUUUAAUAGUCGGUCUAAAUACACCAGGUGGGCAUUCUUCGGUACCCCCUGAUCAUACUUCAAUCGGUAUCAUGGCCAAAUUGAUUAAUAGAAUAGAGUCUAAUCCUUUUCCACCCAUUUUCUCGCCAUUGAAUCCUACUUUUCAUGAAUAUCAGUGUGUUGCAAUCCAUUCCAAAUCCUUAGACCUGAAAACGAAAACCGCGAUUCUUAGAUCUGGCUAUGAUAAUAAGUCAAAUGAAAUUGCUGUAGACUACUUGACUAAGUCGAAGACUACCAGAGCUCUUAUUGGGACCACCCAAGCAGUCGAUAUAGUUCAUGGUGGUGCAAAAUCAAAUGCAUUACCAGAAUAUGUGGAAAUUGUUGUCAAUCAUAGGAUCGCUAUAGAGAGCACUGUCAAUGCAACGCUUGCUAAAGAUUUGGCUAAUAUUUUGUUCAUAGCGAAGAAGCAUAAUCUUGGAGUCAUUUAUGAUGGCACAGAGAUUAAGCGUAAAACAAAAAAUGGGUUUUUCACUGUUAAAAUAGAUUGGCCAUUGUCUCCAGCGCCUUUAACGCCCAUAAAUGAUGAGCACUGGAAAUUGUUAGCUGGUACAAUUAGACAUGUCUAUGAAGAAGUAGCACGCGAUAGUAUGCCAAAGAAGUUUAAAGAUAAAAAGGUCGUAGUCGCUCCAGGUAUUGCUACAGGUAACACUGAUACACAGCAUUAUUGGGAUCUAACUGAUCACAUUUACAGAUAUAGACCUGGACUCGUUGCUACUGUUGAUACAAAUGCGCACGGAGUAGAUGAACAUAUACCUUUUGAUUCGCAUCUUCAAAUCAUAGCUUUCUACUAUGAAUUUCUUCAAGUCAUUGACUCUGCUUAG
Molecule: messenger RNA, 1746 nt
Organism: Priceomyces carsonii
Lineage: Eukaryota; Fungi; Ascomycota; Pichiomycetes; Serinales; Debaryomycetaceae
Product: M20 family metallopeptidase
Exons: 1
Coding region: 1-1746 (581 amino acids)
Cellular component (GO): fungal-type vacuole lumen
Molecular function (GO): metallocarboxypeptidase activity
Source: RefSeq, a predicted model, not a curated record